Molecule: messenger RNA, 1002 nt
Organism: Ctenocephalides felis (cat flea)
Lineage: Eukaryota; Metazoa; Arthropoda; Insecta; Siphonaptera; Pulicidae
Product: vegetative cell wall protein gp1-like
Exons: 2
Coding region: 1-1002 (333 amino acids)
Source: RefSeq, a predicted model, not a curated record
AUGUCCGGUCCACCACCACACAAUCCGCACGGGUAUCCGCCAGGCGGUGGUAUGCCUCCUCCACCGCGCGGUUGGCGAGGAGCACCACCGUCGCCUGUGUUUUUUCGUCCUCCGUCGCCAUGGACGUCCGCACAUUCACCACCUGUUGUGAGUCCAGUUCCGUUUCGUCCACAAUCACCACUUUUCGGUAAUCCAGCCUCUCGUGGUGUCCGCGGUGGUUUCGUUCCGUAUCGUCCUGGUACGCCGCCUUUACCAGGUUACGCGCUUCCAGUGACGCCGCCGCCGGGGUAUUACAGACCGUUGUCGCCGGUUACGUUCGCCGGUCCGCCGCCGCCACAUAGACCCAUACCGGAAUAUGGGUCUCCGAUUCCGCAUCCUGGUCAUCAGUCUCCAGCUGAGUACAUGUACAGACCCGGCCCGGGCCCGGAGUUUAUGUACAGCCCUGGACCGCAACCCCAGUACGUUGGAGUUCCAUUAGAGCCGCCACCACCUAGACCAACUCGGUACGUCAUUUAUGAUGACGAGGAUGAUGAUGGGCCGUCCACGGCUGACAUCAUUGCCAGUCAAUCGCAGGAUUACGUGGACGAAAAACUUGCAGAAUAUCAGGCUACAAUAUUGCAAUUACAAGAUCAUAAUAAUUCAAAUAGUGAAUUUGGUGAAACUGAAUUAAGUGUAAAUAAUCAAGUAAAUGAAGAAAUUAAUUAUAGUGCAUUUAUUAGUGGUAAUGAAAGUGAUAAUGAGAACAGUUUUAGUGGCUGUAUUGAUGAUGACAAUCAGCGUAGAUACUUGGCAGAAAGUGAGGUUAUUGUUUCUAAUGAAACAGAUACUGAUAAUGUUUAUAGUAAUCAUGAAAGUUUUGCCGAGGAGAACGUAGUGGAAUCAGACACAAUAAGAAAAGAGCUUCGUCAGUGGGCUUUAAAGAAUCUCGAUAGCCUUCAAUUAAAUAUAAUUUCCGAAUUACUUGUAUCAUUUAGAGAACAAGGUCAUCCAACACUGCCUUAA